CCGUGCACGCAUGCGCAUUGGCCAUCAAGUAUUUCUUUUUUUUUUUUCUUCAAAGCAUGGGUUUUAGGAAACAAAGUUUAACGAAGCAAAGAUGAAGACAAGACAUAUAUCUCUGCUCGGAUAUAUGGACGACGAACCAGUGGAAAUCAUGGUCAUGUUUGCAAUAUAAUAUAUAUAUAUCUCUUCCAUUGACUCUUUUAUUUUAAUUAACAUUAUUAUUAUUGUUAUUAUUAUUAUAAUACGACCAAUAUUGCUGCCGGUACCCGUCUCUCAUAAAUAUUAUUAUAUAAAUCUAGCCAAACCCCUUCUUUAUUCCCACCAAAUUCGUUUCAAAUCCAAUCACCGUCUCUUCUCAUUUACCCAGCAACACAUAUAUACAUACACACACACACAUAUACAUACAUACACACAUAUAUAUACAUAUAUACACUGUGGGGUGGUUGUUGUUUUAGAAGCGUGUAUAAUGAUAAAUUCUGUGUGAGUGGUGUAUCUAAAUAUAUUCCUCACCAAUUCCAUAAAGUUUCUCUUCUGAAUCCUGGUCCCAAAUAGUGUUGCUAGGUAGAUUGCCUGUGUUUGUGUGUCUCUCUGUGUGUGUAUACAUACAUACAUAUAUAUAUAUAUAUAUAUAUAUAUAUAUAUAUAUAUUGGUGUCUCUUCUUGAGGUUCCAGUAGAGAAUGGGAACUUGUUAACUGUGUUGUGUGGAUAUGUAGAUACAUACGUAUAUCUAUGCGCUUGUACGUAUGUUUAAUUAAAGGGUAAAACUUCCUUGUACAUUCAUACAAACUAGAGAAAUAUAUACAUCAAAUAUAUACGCAUUCAUAUAUAUAUAUAUAUAUAUAUAUAUAUACAGUGAGAGAGAGAGAGGUAAAACAAGACAACCUAAAGAAAUAUACAUCACUCUGUAUUUAUAUAUAUAUAUUAUAUAUAAAGAAAAAAACACUUGCUGAAACAACAAUAUAUAUACAUGUUUAUGAAUAUAAAAUACACAUAUAUCAUAUAUGUGUAUAAGUAAGACUAUAUAUUAUUAAAAGGCAGGGAAAAGUUUUGAGACAAACAUGCAGGAUAUAGUAGCACCAGUCCAUAACUUGAAAUUUGAGAUCGAAUAUGCCUUGGAGAACCAACUUGGAUGCCGGCCGUUGCCAUUCCCAGGAAUGGACAAAUCUGGUGCAGCAAUUUGCACAUUCUUCAUGCGAGGCCUCUGUUCAAAGGGCAGUUCAUGUCCAUUCCGUCAUGUCAAAGGAGACCGAACCAUUGUCUGCAAGCAUUGGUUACGAGGUUUGUGCAAGAAAGGCGACGACUGUGAAUUUCUCCAUGAGUACGAUAUGUCUAAGAUGCCUGAAUGUUAUUUUUUCUCUAAAUUCGGUCAAUGCAGCAACAAAGAAUGUCCAUUCCUACACAUUGAUCCUGAGAAGAAGAUCCGAGAUUGCCCAUGGUAUGACCGAGGUUUCUGUCGACAUGGUCCCAACUGUAAGAACAGACAUGUACGGCGUGUUAUAUGCCAGAGUUACCUGAACGGCUUCUGUUGCGAUGGCCCUAACUGUAAAUAUGCAUAUGACAAAAUCCGAAAUCAACAGAUUGCCCAAAUUCAAGUUGACCAGUCCAUGUCAGUGGACGGACGUCGACCACUUGACCAAGUGACAUGCUUCAAGUGCGGAGAAAAGGGCCACUAUGCAAACAAAUGCCCCAAGGGUCAUCUCGCGUUCCUCAGUAACACGGCAAUUGUGUGACAACACGCUGAACCAUGAACCACCAUCGCUCUUAACAAGUCUCAUGGACAGGUAUUACGUACCUGUGUUCCAUGUAUGAAUGCCCAUGUGUGUAUGUGUGUGUGAUUUAUAUAUCUUUCACACCCACAUGUGUAUAUAUAUAUAUAUAUAUAUGUGUGUGUUGUAUGUAUGUAUGUAUAUAUAUAUAUAUAUAUAUACACGCGUGUAUAGCAUUUGAAUUGGUUAUGCCUGUAUAUUUCUAAGAAUGAGGAAAACAUUAUUCAUGAAUGAAAUUUUCUGGAACUUGUCGUCGUCACACAAGUGCGAUGCUUAUGAUUCAAUAGGAUGUAUUUUUGUAUUUUCAAUACACUCUAGACCUUCAGUCUCUGAUUAACAAUGAUGAAUGAAUUUUGACCACUUAUACACAUACAUACACACUCCUCCAUGUGUAUAUAUAUACACAUGUAUAUUCAUACGUAUUUCUGUGUAUGUAUGUAUAUAUAUGUACACACACACACACACAUACAAAGGCUUUAUGUUGGGGAAUGGAAAACAUAUCUCCUGUCUUCAUUCUUUGUACAGUUUGAAACUGUAUUUCCUAUCUUCUCCAACCCCUCCUGCUCCCCCCACCCACUGCCUUCAUCUCCUCCCAUCCACUGACCAUUUCUCCAUCAGCCUCCUCCUCCCUGUUCCAUCUCAUGCCUAUCAGUCUCUAUCCCCUCCAUCCAUGCCCUCUUCACCUUCAUAUCCCACCCCUACUCGUUCCUUUCCAUGUUUCAAUAAAAAUUUGUUUAAAAAAAAAGAAAUUAUUAUAAUCAA
This is a messenger RNA of Octopus bimaculoides (California two-spot octopus), 2526 nucleotides long. RefSeq names its product cleavage and polyadenylation specificity factor subunit 4. Gene Ontology annotation, molecular function: RNA binding; zinc ion binding. The record is from RefSeq and is a predicted model, not a curated record. Lineage: Eukaryota; Metazoa; Mollusca; Cephalopoda; Octopoda; Octopodidae.